Messenger RNA from Arachis duranensis, 970 nucleotides. Its product is annotated as transcription factor bHLH104. The transcript has 5 exons. Bases 114 to 785 code for a protein of 223 amino acids. The record is from RefSeq and is a predicted model, not a curated record. Lineage: Eukaryota; Viridiplantae; Streptophyta; Magnoliopsida; Fabales; Fabaceae. Gene Ontology annotation, molecular function: protein dimerization activity; DNA-binding transcription factor activity. Gene Ontology annotation, biological process: regulation of DNA-templated transcription; intracellular iron ion homeostasis.
GUGGAUCAAAAUCAUGAUUCUGAUUCUGAGAGUGACAUAGUUGUAUGCUUUGUUCUCUGCAAAAUCAUCAACCACCUUAGCGUUCUUUUGCUGAAAAACCUUUCUAAUCGCAUAUGGAUUUCGAUUCCCUCGACGAUUUCUUCGAUUUCGAUGAUUUCAUCCACCAUUCUCCCCCUCCGCCCUCCGAUUUCCUGUGGUCCAAUCCAAGUGUGAGCUCUGAAAUUGGCUUUUCAGCAGGUGGUAGUGGUGGCGGUGGUAGUGAUGUCUGUCAAGAGAAAACCAAAAAGAGGAGACAUGCUAGUUCAUGUUGCAAAGCAGGGACAAAGGCUGGCCGUGAAAAGUUGCGGAGGGAGAGACUCAAUGAAAGGUUUUGUGACUUGAGUGUUGUUUUAGAACCUGGAAGACCUGCGAAAGCUGAUAAAAUGGCUAUACUUGAUGAUGCUAUAAGAGUUUUGAAACAACUAAAAACUGAAGCUGAGGAACUCAAACAAACGAAUGAAAAAUUGUUAGAAGAAAUAAAAUGUUCUAAGGCUGAGAAAAAUGAACUUCGAGAAGAGAAACUUGUUCUAAAAGCAGAUAAAGAAAGGAUUGAGAGACAGUUGAAAGAUUUGCCUGUUCAACCUGCAUCUGCAGGGUAUAUGCCUCCCAAUCUAGCUCCUUUCCAAGCAGGGGUCAACAAAGUUGCUGUUUAUCCGAACUACGGGUACAUGCCAAUGUGGCAUUAUCUUCCUCCAUCUACCCGUGAUACAUCCCAUGAUCAUGAGCUUAGGCCUCCUGCUGCAUAAUUGCUCUGCACUGCAGUUUGGAUGAUUUAUUCAUAAAUGCUUCAUUUUUUCUUGAGAAGGAUUGACAUGUAGAUAUUGUCAUUGCUUCUAAUUUCCUGUCUAUUUACCUUAGCUACCAUGCCAACUUACUAAAAUUACCUAGAAGUAUUCUUUGAUGGUAAUGACAUGAAAACUAUUGAUGUUCA